AGCCGCGUACUAGUGUCAUCUACGUGUUUUAGCAUCUUUCGCCGCGUCCAACAUGUUCCAGGUCGCCUCCCGCCCCGUCCCCGAGCUCUCGCUCCCCAUGUCCCACUCGUACGGGCACCCGAACGCGCCCCAGAACCUCCAGCUUCCGCGGACGCUGUCGCGCCCUGCCUUCACCGAGGUCUCCCGCAGCGCCAUCGCUACACUCGAGCCAGAGCUCGCAAAUGUUCCCAUCGAGUUUGUUAGAAAACACCUGGCUGGCCAGGCUAAUGAGAUGCUCUCUGCGCUCUCCCUCCUGACCUACCCGACCUCUCUCCCCAAGGCGCAUCUGCCACCCACACUUGACGUGCCGGUCCGCCCGACGGCCUCGUCCCCGCCGCGCGCCUUCCCGACGCACAUGCUCGCCGUCUCUUCUUCGCGGGGAUCCCCCUCCCAGCCGAACACGCCCACCGCUGCGUCCUUCCUCGCGUCCAACUCGCCCACCAGCACCGUCCCUCUCUUCCCCGCGCACGCGCUCGUCCUCGCCGCGUACUGUCCCCUGCUGCCGCAGCUCCCGCGGUCCACGGGCCAGCGCGGCAACGCGGCCGUGAGCCUCCCGCUCGUCCCCCUCGCGGUGCCCAGCGCGGAGACGUUCCACCUGCUCCACGCGUACCUGCACACCCGCCGGCCGGACACGCUGCUCGCCGCGCUCCUGCCCUCCCUCGCGUCGUCCCUCCCGCCCGCGCACGGCGCCUCCUCGUCCUCCUCGCACCAGCGCGCGUACGUGAGCAACUUCUCGAACGAGAGCCUCCUCCGUCUGGCUCACGCGCUCGCGAGCGGUGCUGCGGCGCACGCCGGGCCCCAGGGUGCGCUCGGCGGGCUCAUGGCGCACGUGAAGGUCAUCAACGGCCUGUGGAGGAACGUGUGCGCACUCGGGGUCAGCGACGCGGAGCUGUGGGGCGUCAUGGACGUCGCCUGGGAGGUCGUCCUCGCUGCGCUGACCAGGGUGGCCGAGCGCGAGCGCGCGUAGACAUCCAGUCGAGCGGGCCUCGUCUAAAACUCUUGUCUCCCCUAGUGUCCACUUGCAUUUGGGUUCCAAUUCCGUAAACCGUUCCCGCAUUGUCAUCACCUCACGGACUGUUUACACCUCGUCGCUAAUCUUCACCGCCCCUCCAGAACUUCAUAUCCGUACAGCACCGUCUUCGCGCACUCGUCUCUGAGUAUACCCCCGUGUAUUGCCCACCCACUAUUGUAUCCUUACUGUCUUCCCGUCGUCUUGGCUCUGCUGUUGUCU
Molecule: messenger RNA, 1270 nt
Organism: Fomitopsis serialis
Lineage: Eukaryota; Fungi; Basidiomycota; Agaricomycetes; Polyporales; Fomitopsidaceae
Exons: 2
Coding region: 53-1006 (317 amino acids)
Source: RefSeq, a predicted model, not a curated record